AUGGACGGGUUGCUGCAGGAGGCGAGGGGCGUGGCGGUGCGGCUGCCAGCGGUGGCGCAGCUGCAGGCCCGGCGGGACGACGCACGGCGCUGGGGAGAGAGGGCACGCGCACUGCUGGCGGCACUGGGGGGCAAGGAUGGGGGGAGGGGCAAGCAGGCACACAAACAGGGAAAAAAAGAAGGGCAGGGGCAAGAGGAGGGGCAGGGGCAUGCAGGAGCAGCUAGUGUGGCAAGCAGCAAGUGUGGCCCGGGCAGCCCUCCCCCCUCCAGACUCUCUCCCCCUUCUGCUCCCCCCACCACACCUGCUCCUGCCACCCCCCUGCCUGUCACUCGCACCACCGCUGCUGCUGCUCCCUCUCCAGCAACCCCUCCUCCCACCGUUGCUGCCUGCACUCCCUCUUCCCACCACCCUGCAUCCAUCCCCACUCCGUCUGCCACAGCCCCUGCUGCGCUCACAGCUUCUGCCACUGACGCCACCCCUCUUGCUGCCCCUUGCCCUGCCGCUGUCCAAGCUACUCUGCUUCUCCCGUCGCCUUCCGCCGCUGUCCCACUUGCCACUGUCACACCCGCCACUGUCACACCCGCCACUGUCACACCCGCCACUGUCACACCCGCGUCGGGCAGGCAGAGCGGGUGGAAGGAGGAGCUGGCAGCGCUGGUGGAGGCCGGCACGCGCAUGCACGUCACUCUGGGCGAGAUGGAGCAGGUGCAGCAGCAGCUGCAGCGCAUGCAGUGGGAGGAGGCGGCGGAGGGGGCGCUCAUGCGCCGUGCAUCAGUGGACGAGCUGCUGGCGCUGCAGGCGCAGGGGGAGCGGCUGCCCACGGGCAGUGCAGUGGUGGCGCGCGUGCACGCGGUGGUGGCGGCAGGCAGCGACUGGCAGGCCAGGGCGCAGAGGGCGCUGCAGGAGGGGUGCAGCCUGGAGGAGGGCGAGGCGAUGAGCAGGGAGGCGGAGGCCAUCCCAGCAUCGCUGGCAGGCCAUGCUCACCUGAUGUCAGUGCUGGCGUCAGCAAGGGCAGCAGCAGCUCGAGGCGACCAGCUGCUGCUGGCUGCCUUGACUGCAGAGGUCGUUGCGCUGCCCGUGCGUCCACCGCACGCACCACAGCUCGCCUCGCUGCUCUCUUCUCUCGCCGCCUGGCAAUCCGCCACCUCACACGCCCUCCACACCGCCACCACCUUUCUCUCACCACCCACCACAGUCACACCGACCACAGCAGCUGCAGCACAGAGCACCCAAGCCAGCCCGGCUGCAGUGCCCAUCGCCGCCGAGUCAGGCGCCACACCCCUUGCAUCAGCACCAGCUGCGCCUGCAGGCAAGCCCCCCCCGGAGCUACUGGUGCCGGCAGCAGCAGCGAGCGCCAGUGCGGCUGAGCUGUCGUCGCUGCUCACCCAGGGGGCAGCACUGGGCGUGGCGGUGCCCGAGCUGCCGGCUGUGCGCGCGGUGGUGCAGCGCCUGCACUGGGAGGUCGCCGCCCAUGCCCUGCUGUCUGGCACUGCAGAUACUGCGGUGCAGAGUGGUGGUGUGGCGCAGGACAGUGCGGUGCAGGGUGGUGGUGAGAGGCGAGGCAAGCCCAGCGUGGAGGAGGUGGAGGCACUGGUGGCGGCUUACCCACUCACUGAUGCGCUCGCCCACCCUCCACCCCACCCAACGCCAUCAGCACCACCACUACCAUCAGCAGCUCCAUCCGAGGGCCUUGCUCAGCCUGCUGCAUCCGCCCCCUCUCCGCCCCCCUCGGCGCGCCUCUCCCUGCUGCACUCAGCCCUGGCGGACGCACGGCAGUGGGUGCAGGCGGCCAAUGAGAUGCUGACACGUGGCCCUGCCAGCUGUGAGGUGCAGGAGGUGGAGGCGAUGGUGGCACGUGGCAUGGCCUUGCAGGUGUGUGUGCACGACAAGUGCCACCAGCUCAGCACCGUCAUCGCCUCCCACAGGGAGUGGGUCAGCGAGGUGCAGCAACUGCUCGCCCCACGCCUCCCUGCGCCCACCUCACCACCUCCGCUGCUGCCCCGUGCACCUGCCACAACACUUGCGCACCUCAAGGGCCUCCAGGUGCGCGGCAGCAGCAGCGUGGUGGCGAGCGGGGAGGCCCGGCAGGUGCAGCAGGCAGUGGCAGCGCUGGACGACUGGCUCGUUGCCUGCUGUGCUGCCCUCCGGGGGGGCUCAGGGGACGAGGGGGCGAGAGGAGGAGGCGAGGGGGCACAAGGGGAGGGGAGUGUGGCACCAGGGGAGGGUAAGGGGCUGCACGGGGAGGGCAAGGGGCGGGUGUGUGAGGAGGAGGUGGUGCGGAAGCUGAAGCACAUGCACAGCAGCGUGCAAGCAGCUCUUCAUCGCAUCUCCUCCCUGGCCCGCCGCACCGCUGCCCUCUCACACCUCACUGCUCUGCCGGCUCAACCCUUCUCUGCGUCAGCCAAUGCUCCUCAUCCCGCAGUGCUGGCAGGCAGUGCAGUAGGUGCCACCGCAGAUGCCGUGGCUGCCGCCGCAUCUCCCGCAGCCACGGCCCCCACAGCCACAGCACCAGCUCAUGCGCCGGCACCAGGUGUGGCACCGGCAGUAGCAGCAGCAGUGCGAGGGGCGCCAGAGGCAUCAGAGGCACCUGUACCUGCUCCGCCUGGUGCUGCUGCGGCGGCGGUUGCUGGAAGCGUCUCUUCGUCCGACACCGUUUGCUGGUGUGCGGUGCUGCACCACGCCCACCCUGCAUGUGCUGCUUCUGCUGGUUUCUCUGGCGGCAGCGACGGGCAGGCAGUGGUUGGCGGGCAGGCGGGAGGAGGCGGUGGGGAUGUCCGGGUUCGGGGAAAGCGCAGCGGUGGGAGGAGAGCCGCUGCUGUUGUGUGCGGUGCUGUUGGGCGAGAGAGUGGUGCAGGCGGCGCAGGGAUGUCAUGGGAGAAGAGGGAAGAGAAGGCAGGAGAAGCAAGAGGCGAUAGGGAAGGGAAUAUGGGAGCAGUGCGUUUGGAGAAGGGUGAAGCAAAGGAGGAGGAGCAGAACCUGCUGCAAUUCCCAUUCCCUCCAUUGUGUGUGCCUUCCCUCCGACCGCCUCCCCUUGCCUGCCUCACUCUACACCCUCACAGAUUCCACGCCGACUGUCUCUCAUACUUGCAUGCUGCCGCCCCCUCCGCCGCUCAAGACGAGCAGCAGCAGGAGAAGGCGCAAGAGCAGAAGCGAGAGGCAGCAGGGCAGCAGCAGGCAAGGGCAGAGCAGGGUGGGGGGGCGGGUGGUGGGGUAGUUCCACCAGGUACAGACAGAGACAGCCACCCACAGCCGCAGCAGCGGCAACGGCACGACCAGAGCACUGAGAAACAGCAGCCGUUGCCGCCGCAGCAGCAGCAGCAGCAGCAGCAGCAGCAGGGUCCCUUCACAUGCCCGUUCUGCUCCUCCCUCGCCUCAGCAGCCGUCACACCUGCCGUCUCAGCAUUGUUCCAUGUACGUCCUGCCGCCCCACUGCUCCUGCUAAAAUGCCAUACCACCACAGGAGCACGCUUGCACGUCCCUCUUCCACUUGCACGUCCCUCUUCCACCUGCACGUCCCUCUUCCACCUGCACAUGCAUCCGCCUCACUUGCCACCAGCAGCGCGACCUCGUCGCCUGCCCCGCGUGUCGCUGCGGUGCUUGGUGGGCCUGCUCUCUCGCGCUCUCCCUCUCCACCCCAGGAUCGCAGCCGUGCACAGCUUGGAGCAACUCGUCCAAUCAGCAACGCGUUGCUCUCACUUGCUGACAUCAGCGCUCUCCACCACCCUGUCCUUGCCACGUCAUGCCGAACCCCUGCCUCCCUCCAUACUCAGCUGUCUGCUUCAGGUGGCCUCCUGUCUUCCACUCGACAUGCCACUUGCCUCUCCGCCAUCGCUCUCCUCCACUGCCCCUGCUGCCACACCAGCGGCACCAGAUUCAAUAGCAGCGCAGGCAGCAGAGCCUCUUGCCUCGUGGCUGCUGCACGUGAAUGCAGUUCUCUCACCGCCCACACGCCAGCAGCAGCAGCAGCAUCUGGUGCAAGGGGAUCACACGAAGCAUGUCACCGGCACUGCAGCUGCUGCCGCGGCAGCGACUGUGGGAGUGGUGGCUGGAGGGCAACAGGAGGUGCAGCAGUCGGCAGGGCAGAGCGCCAAGGAUGGUGGAGGAGGGCCAACAGUGCCGACAGGGCCAGCGGCAGCGGCGGUGUCGGAGGCAGGGACAGGCUGCUCUGUUGAGGCGGGCGGCACGCUGGCGGUGAUGCAGAGGGCAGUGGCCGCCCACUGCUGGAGGGCUGCCACGUGUAGUGCUCUCUUUGGCCGCCCACGGCCCCGACCUUCCACCCUGGCACAGCUGGUGCAGACGGGCUCGCACACAGUAGGCACAACUGAUGCCGUUCUCGGGGAAGCCAAACAGCGACACGAGGCAGCUUCUGAGUGGCUGUCUUGCUUCAGCAAGGCACUCUCAUCUCAGUCACAGCUGUCAGAGCGCCAGGCCGCCCAGCGUCUGUCACAUCUGCGCGCGCUCAUCAGCCACGCCUCUGCCCUGCCUGUGGACCUGCGCCCAGAGAUCAAGACCCUGCGCCGCGCUGUGGCCCGCCUGGCAUCGCGCCUCAAGGCUGAUACCGCUGCAACUACUCCUCCUGCCACUCAAUCGCCUCCUCCCACCGCACCACCCACUGCAUCGCUGCUCACCGCACCCUCUCCCGCACGCACAGCGACGCCUCUGGCUGUAGCAAAAACUGUAGCGCCGUCAGGCAAAGCAGCUGCGACAGCACGUGGGGGAAUCGGCACCGCAGGUGCUGCCUCGGAACUGAAGGCGUCCGGGCUGAAAGGCUCUCGCAGUGCCAAGCGGAAGCUGGCAGCAGGCGGGGAAGGCAAGGCAGUGCGUGUGGCUGGCGCUGGUGCCACGGCCGCAGCCACCAAGGGCAAGAGGAGCCCUCGCGCCCUGCACGCAGCGGCCCUGCAAGGAGGCAGCUGCAUGGCCGUGCCUGCUUGUGCUACAACCUGCCCCCGUGGCCCGACUGUAACAUACGAGCCUGCCCCCGCCUCCUGCAUCGCCUCACCGCUUCUGCCUGCCUGCUCCUCCCUUCCUCAACCCACCGAUCCAUCCCGCAUGGCCUCUCGCCCUCUCUCCCCUUCACUCCCUGCCCCCCCGGCCACCUCCCCUGCUGCUGCUCCUCUGCCUGCACCGCUGGCAUCGCCAGAUGCCUGCCCGCCUGCCCCAGGGGGUGAGGCAGGGGCAGGCGUGAGAGUGAGUGGGAAGAGGAGCAGGUCCGUGAGGAAGAGGAGGAGAGAGGUAGGGGAGGGGAGUGGUGGGGGAGGCGGUGAGGUGAGGGCGGGAGACAGCAGCGAUGGCGAUGGCGAUGGGGAUGGGGAUGGGGAUGGGGAUGGGUGUGCUGGCAGUGCGGGAAGUGCUGGUGGGGUGCAGCGCAGCAAGGCAGCAGCAGAAGAACAAGCUGCUGUGCUGCUAUCAGCUGACUCGACCGCCAAGGUUGCCAGCUCAGCAGCCAAGGUUGCUAGCUCAGCAGAAAAGGCUUGCUGCCUAGAAGGGAAGGGCGGUGAGGGUCAGAGGAGGAAAGGCAGGGGAGAUAGCCAAGAUAAGAGAAGUGGAGACAGGGUGCGGGCGAUUGAGAGUGGCAUGCCAGGCACACGCACAGCAGGCCAGGGGAAGAUGAGCCCUCGGCCACAUGAAAGCGCAACAGCAGGCCAGGGGAAGAUGAGCCCUCGGCCACAUGAAAGCGCAACAGCAGGCCAGGGGAAGAUGAGCCCUCGGCCACAUGAAAGCGCAACAGCAGGCCAGGGGAAGAUGAGCCCUCGGCCACAUGAAAGCGCAACAGCAGGCCAGGGGAAGAUGAGCCCUCCGCCACAUGAAAGCGCAACAGCAGGCCAGGGGAAGAUGAGCCCUCGGCCACAUGAAAGCGCAACAGCAGCGGCAGCAGAGGGUGUGACAGUUGGCAGUGCGUGGCAGCAUGGCAGAGCGAGUGAGAGUGAGAGUUUGGGGCGAGAGGGUGCAGCAGGUGGUGCAGAAGGUGGGAGCAGGGGAGGCGGGGUGGUGGAGGGAGGGGCGGGUGGAGGAAGGCGGUCGGUGCGCAGCACAGCAGGCCGGCACCCUGGCUUCGAUGGCUUCCUGCUGCUGCCCCGCAUCCGAUGA
Messenger RNA from Closterium sp. Naga37s-1, 6087 nucleotides. The record is from the annotation of a GenBank genome assembly. NCBI's taxonomy places the organism in Eukaryota, Viridiplantae, Streptophyta, Zygnematophyceae, Desmidiales, Closteriaceae.